AUGUCCCGACACGCUAAGGUUCAGUUUCAACGGAGUGCCAUUACCAAUGAGGACAUACUGUGGACGUUCCCAAUCCCAUACAGUCUAAACAAAGGACUUGAGAUGAACGCCAAAGGGGUCAUCCUGAGAGCCAUGGACCAGUUCAGGUUGAAGUCAUGCAUUGACUUCAAACCAGUGAACUCUGAGGACUAUUUCCUUCACAUUCAAAAGUUAGGAGGAUGUUAUUCAUAUAUUGGGCGUGUCAUAGGGGGGGGACAGGACGUUUCCAUCGGAAGAUACUGCGACGAGAUUUCAACUGUUGAACAUGAGUUCCUCCAUGCUUUAGGCUUCUACCACGAACAGUCCAGAUACGACAGAGAUGAGUUUGUGAAAAUUGCAUUCGAGAAUGUCAUUAAAGGACGAGAGAAUAAUUUCAGAAUAGUUGACAAAGAAAGCAGCACCACCCAGGGAGUCCCAUACGACUACUAUUCAGUGAUGCACUAUGGCAAAAAUGCAUUCAGCAAUGGCAACGGGACCACAAUUGUUACCAAGGACCCAAUGUUCCAGGAUGUUAUUGGUCAGAGACUGGAAAUGAGUCCCAGAGAUGUAAAGGAGCUGAACCUCCUCUACAAAUGCAACUCCACCGUUGCAUUUAUGUUGCACUGCAGCUUCUCUAGCAAGGACAUGGAUCACUUUAAAAGCUGUUCAAAGAGUGGCAUGAACUGGUUGAUGCUGACCACUACAACUGCAGGUCCUAAAACUGACCACACCGGUCUACCCACUGGUGGACCUGCUCCACGUAAUCAUGAUCACAGUGGAAGUUACUUCAUGCAUGCUAGCACAGCAAAAGGUAUGAUGGGAGACUCUGCCUGGCUGGAGACCCAAGAGAUGAGUCCCAAUAGGGAUUGUCAUGUCCAGUGCCUCCAAUUCUACUAUUACAACAGCGGAAGCGUUUCGGACCAGCUCAACAUCUGGAUCAGAGAGUUUCAUGGUGAAUGGGACACCACUGGAACCCUGCGCCUCGCGGGACAGAUCACUGGUCGACGAACAUCUCACUGGCAGCUGCAGCAUGUUUCCCUGAAUGCCACCAAGCACUUCCAGGUGGUGUUUGAGGUUCGCAAAGGACCAGGAAAAUCUUCAGGUGGCUUCUCGAUCGAUGACAUCAAUCUCUCUGAGACAGAAUGUCCACAUGUGACCAUGCAGUUCGACAACUUUGUGGAACUUGUGAAAACCAGUGCCUUCGGUCACAAUAUAUACAGCGAUCGGCACUACUCCAGUGGUGGCUAUGCUUAUGCGGUUGGGAUAUCACUGUACAGGAGUUAUGUUGGACUGUUUGUGCAGCUCUUGUCUGGUCAAUAUGAUGACGAGCUGGAGUGGCCGGUCCCACAUAGGCAAGUGACCUUCCAAAUGCUGGAUCAGACCGCUAACCUCCAGAUGCAGAUGUCCAAGCAACGCAGUAUCGUCAGUGACCGCACCAACACUAGUAAUGGCAAAUUUUUGUGGGGCAAUCCUCAUGACACUGGAAGUCCAUAUGUGGAUGUCAAUAAUGAGACCAUCUUUGCCGGACCCCUGAUUGGCAAACGGUAUUUUGCCUACAUGGAAGAAAUAGGAUACGAUCACUUCCUAAAGGGAGGGAGUGCCAUUUUCACUUUCAGUUUCCAAGAUCUGACUCCUCUCGUUGAUGGACAUGUGCUACCGUGUCCUCGAGUGCCCCCAGUGGAGACAGCGCAUCCUACUAAGCAUCACAACCACGGCCCAUGCUCAGGACGGACCUCCACCACCCACCAUCCCAAGACCCACCACCCCACCACCCACCAUCCCAAGACCCACCACCCAACCACCCACCACCCCACCACCCGUCCGAUGGUUAAAACUACAGAUGACGACAGGUAUUAA
Molecule: messenger RNA, 1875 nt
Organism: Centropristis striata (black sea bass)
Lineage: Eukaryota; Metazoa; Chordata; Actinopteri; Perciformes; Serranidae
Product: meprin A subunit beta-like
Exons: 11
Coding region: 1-1875 (624 amino acids)
Biological process (GO): proteolysis
Cellular component (GO): membrane
Molecular function (GO): protein binding; metalloendopeptidase activity; zinc ion binding
Source: RefSeq, a predicted model, not a curated record